GUGCCAAAAAUAAAAUGAAUGUACAAAAACAUUUUCCUAUGCUUUAUGACAUCAUUCGUCCAACAAUUAACAAUACAAAGCAAGUAACAAAAUUUAAAAAAUAAAAGUGGUUUAAACAAGCGAUACAGGAGCGUGAGUCAGACAUCAGGUUGAUUUAGUGGCGACGCCUUUGGUUAGACUAAAUCAUGCAUCCGCCAUAUUGGAAUCAAGCUGUCGGAUAAUGUGUAUGCUGUUCGUUUUAGAAACGUUUUAAUUACACUUAGCCAUCAAACUUUCUUCCUGAAUCAAUCAAGCAUAAUCUGUCCUAUAAACAUCGUUAACUUCUCCUAAAACAUUUGGAAAGUAAAUUCAGUGUACUUAGCCGAACGUUUAAUUAAACAGGUUAACUUUUAACCGACGUUGACAUUCCAACAAUCUUUCGUCAAAUUUCGAUCACAAACGAAUUAAUUGCUUAAAACACGUUAGUUGAGAAUCGACAUUAAUAAUUUAUUAUAACCAAAUAUUUCAGUUAUAAUUUAUUAGCGUCUUUCAUUCGGAAGAAUAUACAAUUUAUAUUUUUUCUGUUAUAUUCCUUUUAUUGGUCGAAAUAAAGAUUACUUUCAAACACUUCCUCGGAUAGUAUCCAUUUGAUUUGAAAAGAAAUCGUAAAUACGAAUUAUCUGAGAACUAUCUAAAUAAACUGUUUUAUCCUGUAGCAUUGCCGUAAUUUGUUACUUCGUUUUGCUUAACUUGGUUGAUAAAACAGUGUAAAAAAAGUUCACUUGAAACGGUUGCUCCAGUUUCUGUUAUUUUGUACACACGUUUCAAGUACCAUUUCAAAUCAAUUUCCAGUCUAGAUUCAACUACAUCACAUACAUCGACGCACGGCCACAGCAACGUCGAGCAUCUGGUGGCGAUGCACUGUACUAAUGGCUGGCGCACACGAGCGUAGAAAGAGAAAGAAAGAGAAAGAGAGACACAGGUACGAGACGAGCUUGUGGUGAGGUAGCCACCAGUCAACAGCAGAGACGGAGACGGAGAGUUCGAGGUAGCCCGUGCUUAUAGCUGCCUGUGGCUCUCGUUGUAACUCGUUGUAACGUGACGCGAAGGUGUGCCAAGCCUGUUACAAUUGCCUGUUACUUCGUACGAAGACGCCCGAUUGUAGGUUAAUCGUAGUGUCGCGUAUCGAAAGUGUCGGUAGUGUUGUGUGAUCUAUCGGUCUAUCUGUCCUCGUGUGCCAAUCAAAAAAAGAACUGUAUCAGCAACGUACAUCAUCGUGGAAAACUGUCAAGAGUGUUGUGUCCUAGACGCUGUCCGUGAACAGGAAAGUUUCGGACGAUCGUCGUCACAGGCGUCGAAUUGCACGGAGCAUAAGGCAGAGCCUUUCCCUAUGUUCGAAUUCGAGCGGAUGUGACCCAAAGAAGUUGGCAGUUUGCUCAAGGGCCGCGGAGACUGGUAACCGCGCAGCUAGAGAGGUUCUUCCCAGGAUGCCGCAAGGUUUCGCGACCGUUCAAAGACUUCGGGUCGCGUCACGAGCGUGUAACAGAAUAACGAGCUGAGGAUGUCGGAGCAAAACGGGCCCAGCGAGGGCCCAGGACCAGGACCAGGACCAGGCCCCGCUUGGUGGCCAGCCUCGCAGUCCUGGAAAACGAACUCCUGUGCAUCCGUCUCCUCAUCCAGUACUUCCACUGCUCCAGACAGCUCCGCCUCCGUCUCUGUCUCCUGCACCAUUUCUACCUCUUCCCUGACGACUACCACUUCGACUACUUCCUCGACAAGUUGCUGUUCCUCGACUCCUAGCGGACCUUCGUGUACGAUCACGGCUGCCCGUUCCACGGAAACAGGAAAGAACGUUUCUGUCACCACGAUUAACGUACCGAACAAUCAGGAUAUACACGAUGGCAAAGGCAUUUGUAAGUAUCUAACCGGCCAGAAUGGCGUCACAGUGUCCGUAGUUUCAAGCUGUGGCUCCGUAUUGGACUGUGGAAAUGCGAAUGUUGUAUCCACCACAGGGAUCGGCAUCAAUAACGCCUCGCACAGCAUCGGGAUUGGCAUUGGAGUUAAUGUCCUUCAGUCUCAAAACACUGCGGAUGACGAUGCAGAAGAUAGCGACGUAGAAAUAAGCAAGAUUGAUUUUCGUGGAGUGAACUUGCGUACGAAGAAGAAACGAGACUUGCCGGGGAACCAGGGUGGAGAGAAAAUAGGUGACGGAGAUGCCGAAGAUAGAAAUGGUUGUUACGAUGGAAAUGAUAUCUCCCAGCAACAACCAGAGAGACCCAUGUCAUGGGAAGGUGAAUUGUCUGACCAAGAAAUGUCUUCCAAUACAAUUACAAAUCAGGAUACACAUGAGGACACAUCCAUGGAAGGUGUCCAAGUUUGCGGUGCGAGUCCGGGCCCUAUAGAGCAAAAAUUUCCUAUAAAACCAGAACCUGACUUUAGGUCUAGUCCUGGAUUUGCAUUUGGUUCUUUUCAUGAUACUGGAUUACCUUUGGCACAUGGUCAACAGAUGCAACAACAACAACAACGCAACAUAGAGAACCUUGAACAAACACAACAAAAUGAUUUGCCUCUUCUCGUAGGGAAACUACUGGGUGGUUACAAUAGUUCUACUCCAAAUCACAGUCCAGUUUUAAAUCCUAGACAUCAUUUGACUAAACAUAGUCAUACGAGAUCACAGGUGCCGUCUCCAGAUUCCGCAAUUCACUCGGCAUACAGCGUAUUUAGUUCGCCAACACAGAGCCCUCACGCAGCUCGCCAUUCUGCUUUAGGAGCAGGAAGUCCGGUACCGUCUUCGUCGCUUUCUCUCUCGCGACACAGCUUCAACAAUUCAACUUCCUCUUUAUCGUUGUCACUAUCGCAUUCUCUGUCGAGGAACAAUUCGGAUGCAUCAAGCAGCUGUUACAGCUACGGUUCUCUUAGCCCACCUACGCAUUCACCCGUCCAACAACCAAGACAUCCGCAACAUCAUCAGCACCAGGUGGCCCAGGGAAGUCCACUUCAUCUGCCAGCAACAGCCUCGUCCAUUGCUCAUCAUUAUUCUUCCUCCACACCGGGUUCUGAACUCUCCCCUGAAGGACAUACCGCUCCUGAUGAUCAAGAAGACUGUCGAAUACCCUCAGCUCCUUCCAGUAUCUCCACUAGACAACAACUGAUCAAUAGUCCAUGUCCAAUUUGUGGUGAUAAGAUCAGCGGUUUCCAUUAUGGAAUCUUCUCGUGUGAAUCAUGUAAAGGAUUCUUUAAACGCACCGUCCAAAACCGGAAAAAUUAUGUGUGCCUUAGAGGCGCGGGCUGUCCAGUCACCGUUGCCACCAGAAAGAAGUGCCCAGCCUGUCGUUUUGACAAGUGCCUCAAUAUGGGUAUGAAGCUUGAGGCUAUUAGAGAAGAUCGCACCAGGGGCGGACGAAGUACCUAUCAGUGUACGUACACUCUUCCAGCAAGUCUUGUGAGUAAUUCUGCGAGCAGUAUGACUAGUGACAAAUUGGCCACGGGAGGGAAUUGUAGUCCAGCUCCAUCGGGAAGUGAACAUCACUAUCCCAGUAGACAUCACUCGAAUCAUUCGCACAAGAUACAGGUGGUGCCGCAACUUUUGCAAGACAUUAUGGACGUAGAACAUCUGUGGCAUUACAAUGACAAUGAUCGCAUGUCUGGAAUUCAAGCUGGAAUGAAUGCUACCAGAAAUAACGAUUCGAUGUUAUUAGGAGUUGGUUCCGGGACUGGUUCUGGAUCCGGAACAGGAAGUGACGGAAGUGUUGAGUGUCCCUCCAAUGGAACAGCUGGAAAUGGAAAUUCCAACAACAGGAGAGACGACAGGUCAUGUUCUAAUGUUUCUGCUGUUAAUAACGAACAACGAGCUACAUCUGUUACUAGUAGUUCCCAGAUUGGUAGCAAUACGAAUGGCAAUUCUACCCAGCAUCCUGAUUUUCUAUCGAACCUUUGUAACAUUGCUGAUCAUCGACUGUAUAAAAUAGUGAAAUGGUGCAAGAGUCUGCCGCUGUUUAAAAACAUUUCCAUUGACGAUCAAAUCUGUCUGUUAAUUAACUCCUGGUGCGAGCUAUUGCUCUUCUCGUGCUGCUUUCGCAGUAUGAGUACUCCCGGUGAAAUCAGAGUGUCUCUGGGCAAGUCGAUUACAUUAGAGCAGGCUAGACAGCUUGGCUUGGCGACUUGCAUCGAGAGGAUGCUUGCAUUUACUAACAAUUUGAGAAGGCUAAGAGUGGAUCAGUACGAAUAUGUAGCGAUGAAGGUAAUAGUGUUGUUGACCAGUGAUACAAGUGAAUUGAAGGAACCUGAAAAGGUUAGAGCAUCUCAGGAAAAGGCUUUACAGGCAUUGCAACAAUAUACCAUAGCAAGGUACCCAGAGAUGCCUGCCAAAUUUGGCGAGUUACUGUUAAGAAUUCCAGAUUUACAAAGAACAUGCCAGGCAGGAAAAGAAUUGUUAACUGCAAAACGUGCAGAAGGUGAAGGCAGCUCGUUUAAUUUGUUGAUGGAAUUAUUAAGAGGAGAUCACUGAAUUAUCACCAGUACUAAAUAAUGCCAUUCCAUGCUUAUAGAGUUCAUAAGCUUAGGGAAUUGGAUAUGUUAGAUAAUCAAGGAGCAGAAAAACUAGAAAGAAAUCAAUAAACAUUAUGGUCCAUGAUACUUUAGUUCAGGGUGAAGGGACUACAUUCUUAUAGAACUAAUUAGAGGUUGACUGCUUGUCACAUACAGCGGAUGAAAAACUAUUUUUCUCUCUUUUUUUGUUCUUUUUUUAUUUAAAAUGCUUCCAUGCGGGUUAUUGCAUAAUGCGAACCCACUUUGAAAUACACAAAUUUCGAAGCGGCCUAUGGUAUGCUCGAAAUGUUCAGCAUGCAUAUUUUUAUGCAAAACAGACUGAAAGUAUAAAUCGAAGGAGAGAUGCAGAGCAUUUACUUUUACAAUAAUAUUGAUGUACAGAGAUAGAAAGAUUGAGAGAGAGGGAGAGAAAGAGAGAACGAGUGAACGAGCGCAAGAGAGAGAGAGAGAGCGCGCGAGAGAGCGAGAGAGAGAGAGAGAAAGAGAAAGGGAGUUGGUAUCAAAUAGCAUAAAAAUGCUAAAUUUUAUUAGAUAGGUUCAAUCUGUUCAAGUAAACCGUGAAUACAAAGUUUUAAACUUGAUGAUUAUUAUAAUAAUAACACAACCAGUAUUUUGUAUUGUUCUGCGUUUACUUAAGAAUAAGGCACAGAAUGUCUUAUAUCCCGGUAAUGAAAGUGUACUUAAAUCAUGAGUUGACCAUUUUGCUUAUAGAGCAGUUAAUCGUGUAAUAAUUAUUAGAUAAUAAUGUUUAGCUAACAUAUUGUCAACAGAGCAUUAUGGUUUUUAUCUAUCGUAUAAAUACAUAUUUUGUAUUUUUCGUAUGUUUUAAUAACGCGCCAACGACGGAUGACAAAUUUUGUAUGCUCCAGCAUACAUUUCCUUUUUUCUGUCACGAAGAACGCGUGUGACAAUCUUUCUUUUUGUAAAUAAAUUUUGUUUGAAAACAUUUGUUUCGAAAUUAUGUUCUGUUUUGUAGAAAUUCUUAUAUGUAUAUUCGAUUUUUAUAAAGUUGACGGUUAUUUGUUGCAAAAUUUUACAAUAUUCUGUUGUAUCAAACCAGUUUCGCAAUCAAGUAACGCAUCUGUUAUUCAGGCUAUACGUAUGGAGUAAAUAACUGCCGUUACACAGAAAUACAUAUUUUUAUUAUGUAAUUCAUUAUUUCCAUACAGAAAAAUUUUUAUUAAAUUUUAAUAAAUAUGAUUUGUAAUAAAAAGAUUAUUACAAUUGUUGAAAGUUGUGCAGUCACACAAAUUGUUGCACAGAAUCUUGAAUUGUUUGACGACAGCAUGCAGUUCUUUUAGUAAAUAAUUUUGAUAUUAUCUAUGUGUGGAUUAUUUACUUGAAAGUAAAAUUUAAAUGAAAUCAACAUUCCUCGCGCAUGGCAUGAACCACAGACAAUCCGCUUGAUUGUAAAAUAUUUAAAUUGAUAUACAUUCGAUUUAUUAUAUUAAUGGAAAAGAGUGAUUUUUGAAUAUAAAU
This is a messenger RNA of Megachile rotundata (alfalfa leafcutting bee), 6006 nucleotides long. RefSeq names its product nuclear hormone receptor FTZ-F1 beta (gene Hr39). Gene Ontology annotation, biological process: regulation of DNA-templated transcription. The record is from RefSeq and is a predicted model, not a curated record. NCBI's taxonomy places the organism in Eukaryota, Metazoa, Arthropoda, Insecta, Hymenoptera, Megachilidae. Gene Ontology annotation, molecular function: zinc ion binding; nuclear receptor activity; sequence-specific DNA binding.